Molecule: messenger RNA, 743 nt
Organism: Myxocyprinus asiaticus (Chinese sucker)
Lineage: Eukaryota; Metazoa; Chordata; Actinopteri; Cypriniformes; Catostomidae
Product: signal recognition particle 9 kDa protein-like
Exons: 3
Coding region: 102-362 (86 amino acids)
Biological process (GO): SRP-dependent cotranslational protein targeting to membrane; negative regulation of translational elongation
Cellular component (GO): signal recognition particle, endoplasmic reticulum targeting
Molecular function (GO): 7S RNA binding
Source: RefSeq, a predicted model, not a curated record
UAUAGGCCACCUGAUUAGUGCUUCAAAUAGCUGCAUCUUAAGACGCCUCUAAACUUACUUUUAUUUAAUAAACUAGCUUAUUUUUGUUUAGUAUUUAAAUUAUGCCUUAUUAUCAGACAUGGGAAGAGUUUGCCCGAGCGGCCGAAAAACUCUAUUUGACGGACCCGAUGAAGGUGAGAAUAGUUCUGAAAUAUCGACACUGCGAUGGAAACCUUUGUAUAAAAGUCACAGAUGAUGCUGUGUGUUUACAGUACAAGACUGAUCAGGCCCAAGAUGUAAAGAAGAUUGAGAAACUGCACAGCAAAUUGAUGAGAUUAAUGGUCUCCAAAGAGUCACACAGUGGAGCCAUGGAAACAGACUGAAUGAAUCAAAGGAGUCUGACAACUUUUACAUGACCCAGAAAUACAGGAGGAUGGAGAAUUUUGGUUGAUGUUUAUUGACUAUAUUGAGAAUAUACAACAUCAUGCUAUCUUGGAUGGAGCAAGCAGCGGGAACUUCCCACGAGAUGGAUAUUUGUGUUAUUGCUUAGGUCGGACCAAGUAAUGGUUACACUGUUGAUUUUAGUGUUCAUUAAUUUGGUCUAAAAGUGGGAUUUAACUGCGUCAACAUCAAGGGAAUACAUUUUAAUCCAGGACCUCCUUUAUUUCUUAUAAAGCAAAUGGAAAUUUAAGUCCCAGUCCUGAAGUUUGUAUAUCUAUCCAUGAUGUACAAUGUACCUAAAUAAAUGUUUUGUUGUUGAAUUA